Molecule: messenger RNA, 2275 nt
Organism: Culicoides brevitarsis
Lineage: Eukaryota; Metazoa; Arthropoda; Insecta; Diptera; Ceratopogonidae
Product: serine-rich adhesin for platelets
Exons: 3
Coding region: 18-1871 (617 amino acids)
Biological process (GO): regulation of cytokinesis; positive regulation of cilium assembly; positive regulation of protein localization to cilium
Cellular component (GO): midbody; recycling endosome; early endosome
Source: RefSeq, a predicted model, not a curated record
CACAACACACAAAAAUAAUGUCAGAAAAUCAAAAUUCGAUAAAUUCGAACGAAUUAGAGGCAAACAUGGGCGAAAUUCCGGCAGAUAAUACGCGAAAAAGUGCGGAGCAAGGCGACUCGAAUCUCACAACAACCACAAAUAAUCAAAAUAUCCUCGUAAACGGGAAUGCUGAUCCAACGACACAAACUCUCGAUGGCGUCUUUCGAACACGCGAAGAGAAUCCCUUUUCGUUCAAACAUUUCCUCAAACGAGACAACAACAAUCCAGGCGCUUCAGCUGCUGCUGCUGCUUCAACAACGACGACUUCGACGACAAAUUCCACGACGACGACGAACAACAUCUGCCAUAGUCGAAGUAGUACGUCGAUUCUGAAUGGAGACACCUUAACUCCCUCGAAAUCUGCCACUACGUCUUCGCUAAAUCAGAAUCAACAUACAGGCGCGCGACCAAAGAUCCCGCAAUUUCAGUCGGUGCAUGCUCUGGGGACAGGAGGCGAGUCGAAAAUGAAGCGUUCGCCGCGAUUUCCAUCAUUUGACUCGCAAUCAAGUCUUUCGGAGUUGUCAGAUGAGCGUUCCAGCAUGUUUCAUAGUCGAAGUAACAGCUCUUUUAAUUCAGAUUAUCCGGUUCAGAGAUCAUUUUCGAAUUACGACAUCGAGAGCCCGACAACGGAAAGUCCGAAAUACGACAGAAAAGUGAAUAGUAUUCAACAAAAUGCGUCGCCAAGUCAUCCGCAUCACAAUUAUACAGGACGAGGAAGUUCCUCCGAAGCAAAUCGAUCAACGGCAAAUCGACACAUGGGUACGUCGGAGUUUUCCGCUGCCUUGCCCGACUUUGUGCAAGAUCAUCUCGUCAUGGAACAAUGGUAUCAUGGCUUAAGUAACAGUCCCAAAAGUCAUUCGCCCGUUUCUGUGGAUUUUGAACAUUUGCCCGAUUUCACGAUAAAUAAUUUGGCGGAUGGGCAAAAUGUUUCCUCGAAUCGCAGUAACAUCGCCUACGUCGAUCUGAGUAAUAAUUUGCCUCUCGAUCUGAAUUCGAGUCCCAAUCAUUCGAAUAAUCGAUCACGUUCAGCGAGAAAUCCUUCGCCAAUUAUCCCGUUAGACUUGCCACGACAAAAUAACGACGUGCGAAGGGAACAACCGCCGCCAGAUUUGCCUCCGGACAUCACAGAAGGACAACGAGGCGCUUUCGGAUACGGAAGUCAUUCCGACAUGAACCGCGAUCAGUCAACCGAUAAAAUCCAAACACUCCCGGAUUUCUUGUCAGAUGGUCCCAUUCACUCUUCCGGGCGAUUAGCUGACGUUACGCAAGAUACGCCGCACUUUAAUUCCCCCGAUGAUCCGCUAACGGCGACAAUUUCGCGUCUUCAAGCCGACAACGAUCGACUGAGAAACGAAUUAGACGAUUGUCGGCAAAUUAUUGUCAAUCAAACGUGUCGCAUAAGUGAGCUCGAACAUUUGCUGAUCGAAGAGCAACGAGCAAGACAAGCGGAAAGUAACUCGCAGGCGAGUUCGUCAACAGAAAGUAGUAAUAGUAGUUUAGUUGCCAAGCUGAAGCAGCAAAUUAAGCAAAUGAGCGGGGAGAUGCAGGCGUUGAGGAGGGAAAAUGAAGCGUUGAAACGUGAAGAAGGCGCUGUGGGAGGCGCAGGUUUCCAGAGGCAAAGAGGAAUCUCACGAUCGAGUCAAUUGUCGCGAGAAUUGAGACUCGCAGCAACCACCGCAGAAAGUAAUUUAAGACAAUUAUUAUCCGGUGUGGAAAACUUACGACUUAUGGCAGCUAAUAUAGAGACGAUGGACCACCUUUCCGACACAGUAGAUGACUUCCUCUCCGAUCAAGAUGACGACGACGAUCGCUUUAAAGGUCCCGCUCUAUAAAAACUUAUUUAACUUUAUUUUCUCAUUUUGGUAAAAAGUGACUCAAAACAAACAAAAAAAGACAAUGUUAGAUUUACUGUGCAAUAUAUAGAAAAUUAAUAAGAAAACUCUCAUCAAUGAAUGGUAUUAAAAAAAUGAAGCUAAUGCAAAUACAGCGAGAGACUGAACCGAUAUUUUUUGAUGUCAUAAAAUUCGACUUUAAUAUUUAUGUAAAAAGUAACAAAAAAAUAUCAGCUUUUACACGGAUAACAGUUGAAAUAAUUCCUAUCACAAAAAAAGUGUUUAAAAUAUAUGGAAAAAAAUGCUUGCUAGAUACACAUAAAAUUACUAAUUAUUAUAAAAAAAUGUAUUAGAUUACACACGUCCUCUUAGCACUCGUCUGCUAAUAUUAGAUAGCUUUGAUA